Molecule: messenger RNA, 522 nt
Organism: Protopolystoma xenopodis
Lineage: Eukaryota; Metazoa; Platyhelminthes; Monogenea; Polystomatidea; Polystomatidae
Source: the annotation of a GenBank genome assembly
AUGCUAACUUGCCUUGAUGAUGUUCGUCAUAUGACGGACAAAAGCUCAGCAUCUAUUCACCGGAAUCGAAGAAAACUAAUUCGGAAACAGCCUCAACAAGAAUGUUUCAGUAAAGCCAAUCGACAGCUGGUCAAGAGGAAUCCGCCGUCGUCUUCUGGUGCAACCGACCUUCGAAUCUCUUCGCCAAACACUUUCACUCGAAAUGGAGUAACUACUGUCGCUAUAGUAACUCUAGACGCCAACUACUUUGCCCGUAAGCAUCGGUUAAUGACAAAGUGGAUUGGCGCGAUUGAACUAAUCUUUUCGCGCUCGGUUUCCCAUGUCUCCUUUCAUGCCAUCUCCUCUGGCCCUGGGAUAAAUCAACAAGCCAGCCAAGGACAUACGCAUCCCGAAGGCUGUUUGUGCAGGAGGGGCGGGGGUGGGGGCGGGGAGAGGGUACAGGUGAGCAUCUUCACAUGCUUGACACACUGGGCCGUGGUUCAUCUGCCCACCUCCUCCAUUCCAAAGAGGUUGGAGCAAUGA